Molecule: messenger RNA, 4908 nt
Organism: Trichogramma pretiosum
Lineage: Eukaryota; Metazoa; Arthropoda; Insecta; Hymenoptera; Trichogrammatidae
Product: DENN domain-containing protein 1A
Exons: 15
Coding region: 981-4004 (1007 amino acids)
Biological process (GO): endocytosis; endocytic recycling
Cellular component (GO): intracellular membrane-bounded organelle; cytosol
Molecular function (GO): phosphatidylinositol phosphate binding; guanyl-nucleotide exchange factor activity
Source: RefSeq, a predicted model, not a curated record
GCGCUCGUUCAACAUUAUGUGUAUCAUUAUUCGCAUUAUAUACGGGCUGAGUGCGCUCGAUUCGUCGAUUUCGUAACGUUAUUUUCGAUUUUCUUUUCUUCCAAAGAACUAAAACGCGUAGAGUUAAUGAUGGAUGAUUAACGUUUAAUUUUUCGUACAAAAAAUUUUUUAAUAUCAUUGAACCUGACGUCACAGUUUUUGCAACUCCCUCUUUACGAUCCGAGUUUCUCUCCGUCCUUCUCUCUCGUAUAUAUCGCAUACAUGCGAGGAAGGAGCAAUACCGCAGCAGUAUAAGCAGCAGCAGCAGCAGUACUCAGCAACAGCAGUAGCAGUGAUUGCAACGUUUUUACGCUUGUAUAUCUCUCGCGCGACGACGACUGCUCGAUGCGUUACAUUCGUUUAUAUCAGUGAUAAUCUCAUCGACAUCAUCAUUAUUGUACUUUGAAGUUAUUUCCACUCCGCGUUUUUUUUUUGCUCGUCUCUCCUCUUUCGCAUCCCAAGCAGCUAUCUCGCAACAGCAGCAGUCGCGUAUAUUAUUUGCCCACGCAUAGUGUGCUGUAAACACACACGCACGACUUCCGUUAACUCAAAAAUUAAUUUCUUCUAACGAGCGCUUCAUGUAUAGCAAUUAUAGUUGAUCGUGCAUCCUGCCGUAUUAUUUUGGAUUUAACUAUACGUGUUUACCCGUGUUUUUUCGACUGCGUGUACUCGUAGUACUCAUGGUGUGUACUGUGAAGCGUGCGAACGUGCAGCACUCGUCUCGCACCGAAACAAAACCUGAUUUAAAGCACUGAACCGAGCCAGCUUUUUAGUGUGUUUGUGCGUGCGUGUAUAUGUGUGUUAUUAAACAUGCAUGAAAUGCCAAUGAGGUGUUCUGCUAGGACGAGUAGUGUUCAGGACAACAGUGAGCAAUUGCAACAUGAUAGUGUAUUUUAACACGAGCAUUAGCAUCUGUUAUCGAUAUCAAAUACCUCGAUGCCAUGGGCUCCAGGCUUAGAGAAAACGUGAAGCAGCUUUUUGAAUGCUUCUGUGAAGUGGCUCAACCAAAUGGAGAAAAACAGCCAUGGAUUUUACAAAAGUUCCCUGACACCUAUAACGACACAGAAGUACUGAAAUCAGUUCCUAAAUUUGCAUACCCUUGUGAACUUGAAAACACUACAAUCCAACAUUUUUCAUUUGUCUUGACAAGUAUUGAUUCCAAAUGGACAUUUGGUUUUUGUCGUCAUGAUCCCAAAACUGAAACAGCACUUGUCGUUCUCAGUGCAUUAGCCUGGCAUGAAACAUUUUACAAAUUAUUAAACCACAUUGCCACAUUAACAGCCAGUAAAUAUGCAGGUGAUUUAUGGCAAUUUCUUGCAGAUGUUUAUGAAGCUAAUAUUCCAAUUUCUGGAGCCUCCAUUGGUAUUCCUCUUCCUGAUGGAAAAACUACGUUCAUGUGUCAAAGGCCAAAGCAAUUUCAAUUGCCAAGCAUACCUGAAAAUAGGAACCUAACAGAAUACUUUAGUGCAGUUGAUUCCCAUAACAUGAUGAUGAUUUUUGCUUCCAUGUUGUACGAAAGAAGAAUAAUAUUUACUUCAAAAAGAUUAUCCAGAUUGAGUGCAUGUGUACAAGCCUGCAACGCUUUGAUCUAUCCCAUGAUUUGGCAGCACAUAUACAUACCCGUUUUGCCUAUUUCAUUGAUGGAUUAUUUGUUAGCGCCUAUGCCAUUUCUUAUCGGGGUACCGUCUCCGAUUCUCGAGCGUGUUCGGCAAAGCGAUUUGGGAGAAGUCGUCGUACUCAACGCAGAUGACAAUACGAUUCAGUCACCUUUUCAAGAUUUGGAAUCGUUACCUCAAGACGUGGUAACGAAUCUGCGGCGAGCUCUGCGCAACAGACCGGCCCUCCUUGGCGACGGCGUGUCACGAGCGUUUUUGCGCGCACUAGUCCAAUUAACGGCCGGCUACAGGGAGGCGUUGACCUUGCAGCAGGGCGAGGCCGGUCAGCACAUGACCAUAUCGUUCGAUCAGGAUGCCUUCGUCGAGAGUCGGCCCAUCUCCAUGCAGCCCUUUCUCAGGAAAAUGCUCGAAUUACAAAUUUUCCAACAGUUUAUCGAAGAGAGACUGCACAUGCUGAAUUCCGGUCUCGGAUUUUCGGACGAGUUCGAAAUGGAGGCGUGUAAUUAUUCCGAUAAAUCUGGCAACAAAUUCAUGCAGCAGUAUCGCGAGUGGACGUACGCCAUGCGCAAGGAGGGAUCUGCCUUCAUUCGUAGCGUAAAAGAUAGGGCCAAUCCGGCGGUUAAAUCAGCUGUCAAAUCGGUGAAAGACAAAGGAAAAGACAUGAAGACGGCGUGCAAAGGGCUCAAGUGGAAAGGUCGAACGUCUCGGGGCGAUAAUUUUCAUCAUCAUCACCAUCAUCAGCCGAGAUCGGCGCCGAGCUCGCCGACUCUCGACCGCAGGCCGAUAUCGAGCUCUUACGCGUCGCCCUCGAAGUCGCCGAGCGGACUCACGCCUACCAGCAGCUAUCGCAAGGAGCUGCGCAUUCGUAACAGUAACGUCGAAACUAGCAGAAAGCAGUACUCGCCGCUGUCGCCGAGCUCGCCGGAGGAGCAAGACUGCUCGCCGCCGCCCGCCAGGCUCGACAUCGACCUGAUGCACGAGCUGCGCGACGUCAUCUUUCCGAACACGCCGCCGGUCGAUCGAAGCCUCAAACCGGUGCGAAGUCUGGACAGUUUGCGCUCGACGUCGACUUGGUCCGGAUCGUCGACUACCACCAACAGCAGCAACAGCAACAACAGCACUACCGCCGGUGGUGUCGGUGGUGGUGGUGGUAGUAGUAGUAUUAGUAGUCGGCACCGACGGCUCCAAGGCCCGCCACUGGCACCAACGCCAACAUCGGCAGCCGCCGCCGCCACCGUUAUUACCUCGUCCUCCAAACCCCUAGCCGAUCGUCCAGCUCCUUACGAGUAUUAUCAUCUUCCAAAGAGACAACAACAACGGCCAUCGAUUACCGAUAAUAGCAAUAAUAGCAAUAACGACCUAGACGCGAAAUUAGACGACGCGAACAAGGACAACGACGUCGACGACUACGACAGCGACAACGACAUGAGAACGAAAAAAAAAUCCUUCUUGUCGAGAAGCAAGGAUGCAAAGACUACGACGACGACGACGACUACGCACGAGUUCAGCAAUCCGUUCGUUGCCAUUUACGAUCAGCCGAAAGCACUGCUCGCGAAUCGUCUGAGGACCGACAAUCCGUUCGAAAUUUACGGCGCCUCGUCGGGCGCCGCCGCCGCCGCGUCGUCCGCGCUGAAUAGUCAUUUGAACGGGCAUGCCGCCGAUCCGUUCGACACGAGCCGGGCGCUCGAUCCUUUUGGCAUUUCCGAUCCUCUGUUUCGUAGUACUAGUAGCGACGAUACCACCACUUCCACUACUGCCGCAAGCUCCAAGCAACAGCAGCAUCGGCAGCAGCAGCAUCAGCUUUACGGAAGCUCGAAAGCGAGUAAUCGGGCUUCGCCGCUGCGAAAAGAACGCACGUCGUCGUCGUCGACGUCGGAGGUUCAGGACUUGAUCAGGCUCGACUCGACCAACAGCAGCGAGGAGGAUUUCGAUCCGCUGCUGCAGAAGGCCAAGAGGAGCGACGAGGUCGACGCGGCCGGUCUUCCCAAAAACAUGAGCCAGUCCCUGCAGAUGCCCGUGAUAAUGGGCGAGGGCCUGAGCAAUCCGCUCUAUCCUUACUUCGAGCCGCAGAAGCGCAAAUCCGACCUCAUCGCUAACAAUCAGACGAGAACCGGCGAUCUGGAUCUGCUGCAGGAGUACGGGCUCGACUUUAACAAAUUUAAUUUAUCGAACGGCGGCGGCGGGCCUGCGCCCACCAAUACUCAGCUACUGACGGCCGCCUCGUCGUCGUCCACGCCUCUGACCGAGCCAACGUACGCCAACAGUAGCAAUAACAAUCGGCCCUUCGGCUCUCCUUUCGCCAGCCAACAGACCGUCAAAUCGCCGAGCAACUGGACCAAGUUCGAGUAAAAGACUCUCCUCCGCGCCCGCAACAGUUUUCCAAUUUGUAUAUGAUUACGUAUGCCGAUCGGUGUAUACGUAUAUUGAUACGAAUUUUCUAUUGAUAACACAUUUUAUUUCGAGAGAGAGAGAGAUGUUUUUAACGACCGUCGAGGAAAAAACUUUUUGUAAAUUUUCCGAUAUUUCGUUGUUUUUAUUUUUUAAUUGUAGAAAUCGAUUAUUAGUACAUAAGCAAGUAGACCGUGGAUCCUUUAUAAAAAUUGUUGAAUUAUUAUUCGAUGGAGGAAAAGAGAAUGAUUUAUUUGUGCAACAUACGCGAAAACAAGAAUCGUGCAGUUUUCAACCGAUUAACUUGUAAGGCUAACAAAUUUUAAGAGUACUGAAUCAAAUUUGUUUUUUAUAGAGCUAUUUUAUACUGAAGGUAUAAAUCGACGUUUUUGAAUGAUAUAUCAGUGUAGAUUGUCUGUGAUGAAAAUAAGCUACUUUCAAAUAAAAAAAAUUAUUUAUUUUAUAACUAGAAAAAGAUUCUUCUGCAAAUAAUAAUGAUGUAGAUAAAAAUGAAUUGGAAAAGUUUGCACAUGUAGAUGUAGUUCUAGAGAGCUACUAUUUUUCGGGGUAAUCGCGAGGCGUAACAGGCUAUUUCGUUUUACUGGAGAUUUGAUACGCGCAAAAAUUACGAAUCAAAAAGGCCUUAAUGCGAGAAGUAAGAAUGAGAAAAUAAUGUGCUUACUACUCAAGCAAUUCGCCGUACAUUUUUAUUUGGUGAUUUUUAAAUUAAAAAUUUUUUCAAUUUAUAACUGAAUUAUUCCUUAUUCGUGUGAAUAUUCACAAAAGAUAACUAGAAAUUAUUUUCCACUCAAAUGAAAUGAAUUUUGACUGUUUUCAAUAAUAUUUAUAGAAUUUAAAAGAAAAA